UAAGAAUAUAAAACAAUAUAAUUUUGUAUUAUGGUCAAUACAUCCGUCAAAACCAAUGCUAAAAACUCUUCUCCCUCUAAUUAAUUCAAGCACACCAUUGUCUUUGUUGACCAUAAUUUCCCAUUUCUCUAUUUCACCAAUAGUACAGAUCCUUGAUUCUUAUUCUAGAGCUCGCGCAACUCAAGAAACAGAGAGAAUCUUAAUUACUCGGGAGAAUAAUUCCUACCAAAGCAUUGAGAAUUAUGAGUUCUGAGUCGAAUAAAACAGCUCCAAAUUUCAGUGACAAUUCUUUGGAACCAGAAGUGCAGCAGGGAAAGAUUAACGAGGUGAAAAGGUUAAUUGGGCCACAGUCUGGUAAAUUGGCUCUUUAUUGUUCCGAUGCAUCCAUUUCAAGAUACUUAAGGGGACGAAACUGGAAUGUUAAUAAGGCAGUUAAAAUGCUUAAAGCGACCCUAAAGUGGAGAAUGGAAUACAAACCUGAAGAAAUUCGCUGGGGCGAUGUUGAAAAGGAGGCAGAAACUGGAAAAAUUUACAGGGCGAGUUAUAAAGAUAAGCACGGAAGGCCAGUUCUGGUCAUGAGGCCUAGGUGCCAGAACACAAAAUCAACAAAAGGCCAAAUUAAGUAUUUGGUUUAUUGCAUGGAGAAUGCAAUUCUAAAUCUUCCUCAAGACCAGGAGCAGAUGGUCUGGUUGAUUGAUUUUCAUGGUUUCAGUAUGUCGAAUAUAUCAAUAAAGGUAACACGGGAAACAGCUCACGUCCUCCAAGAACAUUAUCCCGAGAGACUUGGAGUUGCAAUUCUAUAUGAUCCACCGAAGAUAUUCGAACCAUUUUGGACGGUUGCGAAACCUUUCCUAGAGCCUAAAACUGUUGCCAAAGUCAAGUUUGUUUACUCGGACAACGCUAAUACAAUGAGCAUCAUGGAUAAUUUGUUCGACAUGGAAGUGGUGGAGUCUGCAUUUGGCGGAAAAGAUGAUAUGGGUUUUGACAUCAACAAGUAUGCUGAGAGGAUGAAGGAGGAUGAUAAAAAAAUUCCUUCGUUUUGGACAACUGAUAAUAAUCUGGCAGCAACAUCACUUCCUGCUGCCCCCAGUUUAGAUCCCACUAAUUCAGAGCCAGAAUCCGAUGCGCCUGAAGAAAAAGCAGACAAAUCAUCGUCUCCUAAGGAUAAUGGAGAUGACACAUUGGCAAAUGAAUCUCUACCUUCGAAACAGAAGUGAGGUAAUUCCAUACGGUUCCUAACUGUGUAAUAAUUUUUGUUUAGCGAUAAUUUUGACUGUUCGACUAGGACUGCUGGCACUAUCAUCGUAUUCUUUGGUUUCUACUUUUUCUGGACAAGAAAUGUGUCUUGUAGCCAAUGUAAUUGGACUUCUGCAGUUCAAUAACUGCUUGGUUUUACUGAUCUUCUGUUGACAUGGUCUGGUGCUCCUUAUAAUGGGAAGUUCUUGAAUAAAGCAUAUUCAUGAAGUUUCAAAUU
Olea europaea var. sylvestris is the source of this 1474-nucleotide messenger RNA. Its product is annotated as phosphatidylinositol transfer protein 3. Bases 243 to 1217 code for a protein of 324 amino acids. The record is from RefSeq and is a predicted model, not a curated record. Lineage: Eukaryota; Viridiplantae; Streptophyta; Magnoliopsida; Lamiales; Oleaceae. Gene Ontology annotation, molecular function: phosphatidylinositol transfer activity. The transcript has 6 exons.